Molecule: messenger RNA, 1020 nt
Organism: Penicillium verhagenii
Lineage: Eukaryota; Fungi; Ascomycota; Eurotiomycetes; Eurotiales; Aspergillaceae
Exons: 6
Coding region: 1-1020 (339 amino acids)
Source: RefSeq, a predicted model, not a curated record
AUGUCUUCCACUUCGCAAACCGAGACUGGAUACGAUCAUGGUAAUCUUCGUCAUGUGGUUAUCACUGCGACUUGUUUCGCAUUUAUCUUGUCCACCUCAGCAGUUGGCUUUCGCAUUAUUUCCCGAAAGGUCAACGGGUCUGGCCUCUUCGCGGACGACAUUCUUAUGAUUUUCGCAUUGCUUUUUGAGUAUGGAAUCACCAUUGCGGGCGUUGUUUUGCUAUACAAUGGACUGGGAACACAUAUCCAAUAUGUCCACCCCGACCAGCUGGUGGUUUACUUGAAGACGCUCUUUACCGGCUCAAUCCUUUACACCAGCUGUAUCGCAUGCAUCAAGCUAUCUAUUCUCAUGCUAUACCGAAGACUGUUCCCAACAAAAUUAAUGAAAGCCGGCGUCAACAUAGUUGGCCUAAUUGUCAUUCUAUGGGCAGCAUGCGGUAUUCUCGCCGGCUGCUUCAUCUGCCUGCCCACCAAGAAACUCUGGCUUCCCACCACACCAGGCGCCUGCAUGGAUUUGGGGAAGUUCUACUACGGUCUCCAGAUUCCAAACAUCGCCACUGACGCAAUAAUUCUCGUGAUGCCUAUGCACACUGUCUGGAAUCUCCCCAUUUCACGUGCGCAGAAGACAGCUCUUUCUGGAAUUUUUGUCGUGGGUCUACUGACUUUGAUUUUCGAUAUCGUUCGUCUUGUUGCCCUCAUUGACCUCUCCAAGGCCGGAGACGAUAUUACCUACACCCAGGUUAACUCGAGUGUGUGGACAUGCAUUGAGCCUGCCGUUGGUAUUGUGGCUAGCUGCCUGUCCAACAUGCGUCCCUUAUUCAAGGCCGUACAUGAGAAGGUUUGGAGCCGCUUCUCUAGUCAGGGCAGCACUGCCAAUGCUAGCCAACAGGAAAUCGCGGGCGAGAAGGGCGAUUGGGUUCGUAGAACUCCAAGCCUCGGCGACAAUGGGACUCAAAACUCUGAAAACGAUUAUCAAAAUCAUAGCCCAUCCCCUCAAAAUCACAAUCGGAGUCCUGCUUAG